AAGUUAGUUAUUGGAGAUCGGAAGGAUUUGGACUAGGUUCGGUACUAACGGUAUCUGUCUUGAAAUGAAAAAGGUGGCCUGAAACUCCAAAUGUCCUUAAGACUGGUGCGAGGGUUUGCGAUUUGGCAGCGCACGCCUAGACGCGAUUACGCGCCGGGCCUAUUUUGCGUUGGGAUAGUUUUGCCAAAAAAAAAAAGUAAUUAGCCCGUAGGUGUCAAAGUCCAAACCACCAGUGAGAAUCACUCAGCUCAAUUCCAUUGAAACUAAAACUUAGUAUAAAUUCAUACCAUGGCGGUUUACUCCUCGAGAAGAAAGGCCCGCGUGUUUCAGAACACAUUCACUGGCACAGACAACUUGUUGUCUGAUGAUUGCGUUGCCGAAGGCAAAGAGGCGGUAGAGACAGUAACUAAGCGCCAGAGGGCCAUGCGGGAUGUGUCCAAAUUGGCUGCCAACAAAAAGAAUAAAGCCUCGUCAAAGUCUACUACGACUCAAAGACAAAUUAGAGAGAAUCCUCAGGAAAUGGGCGAAGUUUUUUUCAAAAAUGAACCAGUUAGUGAGAGAGCGAAGAGCAUGGCCAGUAUGGAGCCAUCAACAGCUAUGGGGAAAAGAAGCAACGCCAAGAGAAAGGCUGGCGCUGAUAAGGUGAAAGGUGGUAAAAAAGAGAAACCAGUACCAAAUGAAACGGUAGGCGAAGUGAUUGGACUGAAGAGAACGGGCGAAUGCGGGAAACAGGCGAAACCCAAGAACCGAGAUCAAUCAUCGAAAGGGAUAGCACAGACCAAAAAGAAGCCAACAGAGCGUGAUUUUGUGUCACGUACAAACAUAAUGGAUGAGUGGGAUGUAAUACCCCCUGUUUCCUCUCAAACAGCGGUAAAGAGACGCUCCAAGAUACAACCGGUACUUCAAUGUGGCGCCCAUCUGGCCACGAUUGAGUCACCUCCGGUCAAGAAACAGAGAGAGAGGGCAGACAAUACAACUUUCCGAGAGAAAAAUGGCCUUCCAUCGCCGGAGGUCCUUCUCGUGUCUGAACCUUGCCCAGAAAUCAUUUCUAUAGAUUCCAUUACACGAUUGGCAGUGCCUUCUGCACUUUAUAUCUCGGAUACUGCACUGUUUCCGAAAGCAACGUCCACACCCCACAACAGCUCCGUAUUGUAUACUCAAGGAAAUCUCCCUAACUUCCCACUUGAGAAUGGUACUUUAUUGCUGGCUAUCGAGUACCUUGACUCCAAGAACGAAGACCCGUUCGACCUUACCACGGAAGUCAACAGGAUGAGUGAGGUGGAAAAGUUGCACGUAAUCGAACUGGCAGUAACUCAGGAAAAGACAGCACUGGAAAUAAAGGUAUCCAGGACUUCCUCAGCGAAAAGGUCAAAGAAGCUCCGGAAGACGGUUACGUUCAAGCAAGGUGGGUUGAAGGAGAGCCGUUUAGAAAUUGGAAAACCCGAUCCCGAGCUUCCCAUGUCUGGGACUAUAUUGAAGUCUAAAGAUAAAUCUUCGACUAUUGUGAAUAAGCUGAAGCACCACAAAUCUAAUAUAGCUGCACCGGUAAUGAGAAACUUCCAUGCGUUGAAGGAACUUUGCUCGGGUAGAGACCCAAUCAACUUGCUCUUGUGAUUGGUCUACAAAAGACUCGCAUUUUUACGAGUGUAAAUAUGGCACAGGCGUAAACUAUUUUCUGCCUUGUUUCCAUUCGAAUAAGCU
Babjeviella inositovora NRRL Y-12698 is the source of this 1701-nucleotide messenger RNA. RefSeq lists its product as uncharacterized. The record is from RefSeq and is a predicted model, not a curated record. Lineage: Eukaryota; Fungi; Ascomycota; Pichiomycetes; Serinales. The transcript is spliced from 2 exons. The coding region runs from base 289 to 1614 and encodes 441 amino acids.